This is a messenger RNA of Sitodiplosis mosellana (orange wheat blossom midge), 2401 nucleotides long. RefSeq lists its product as uncharacterized. The transcript has 13 exons. The record is from RefSeq and is a predicted model, not a curated record. Lineage: Eukaryota; Metazoa; Arthropoda; Insecta; Diptera; Cecidomyiidae. The coding region runs from base 92 to 2362 and encodes 756 amino acids.
UCUACGGACUCAAGAGUCAGCUGAGACUCAUUGGAAUUUUGGAUUUUCCCCUUCGGUUUGCCAUUGCCAGCAACGAAAUUUUGUAGUGAAAAUGAGUUAUCCUAAAUGGCUUCCAAAAGAUUUACAAGGAUCGUAUCAUCUGUUCACGGAUCUCGACCGAGCUGCCGUCACAUUCAAGUGGCUGACGAAUCGAUAUUUGAACGAAAUCACAUUCGAUGAACCGGAUGUUAACGUGGUGAAACAUCUCACAAAAUUAGCGCUCAGUGCAUUCCAGAAAAGUGAUGAGUUACAAACGAAAGUCACGAAAGCAUAUGUUAAACAGCCUGGAGAUAAGCGAAUCGAUCGCAAUCCAUACAAUCAAUUGGUGGCGCAGAAGGCGAUGAUUAUUCUGGGCAAUUUACAACAAAAACAAUGCCAAUUGGUGUUUAUUAUGCGCAAGCAGGUGAAUGCAUUACUUCAAGUUGCAUUGAAUGCAGAUGGCUUUGUUGAUGAUGCAUUGGUCAUGGCCGCUGCGCACAAUAAGUGCAUCGAAUUUAUGGAGAAAUUUAAUUUCGGUGGCGCCGCACAAAUCUGUAGCAUUUCCUAUACUACCAUUUUUCUGCCACCAUCUCGCAUUGAUGUCAAAGAUAUUCUGCAGGCAGUAACCACGCGUCGCAGUGAGCAAUGCUGUUUGCAAUUAAUCACGAGUCUUCUGGUUACUUGCCAAAUUGAUGGCGGCAGCGAAUCAGAUUCCGACACUUCGAGCAUUGAAGUGUUGAAAGCACUCACAUCGCAUAUGUCAUCUGGCGCAUCGCCAUUGAAUGACGACACUCAACUGUCGGCUGCACAAGAUCCGUCAAUGGCAUUUUUCGAUAAAAUGGCAUCGAUCCAACAGUCGGCGGAAGAUAAUCUGAAAAAUGACGGCAAUAUUGAUCAUCUGGAGAAAAUGGUGUCGACCGAAGAAAAUUACUUUGCAUUCAUUUUGUUGAAAAGCUUGCAAUUAUGUCCGUCUAUUUUUGAAACUCAACCAUCCCAAGAGCAAAUUGUGAAAAAGGUGAAUAAGGCGACGCAAAGUCUUUGGACGCAAACUGGUGCAACAUUGGAGCAUGUGGUUUUAUGGUGGUGCAACACUCCUCUGGCUUGCCAACCAGUUGCUGUAGCUCGACAUUUACGCGAUUGGUUGCUGAAUUUGCAAUAUGACGAAGCACCAGAAACUCUUGUAUCAGUACUACGAUGUUUGGGUGAAACGUUGACGGUUCAUGUGGCAUGCUGUUUAUGGGAUAAACAAUUUAGACUUGCACUUGUUGCAUCCAGUCUUGCUCCAGAUUAUAAUUUUAAGAGUGAGGAAUUCUACACCAAGAAAACACGGUUAGAGGGAACCACGACCACAGGUCGAUUAUGGAGCGAACUACUGUACACACUCACCACAUUUUGUAACAAUUGCGACCAGCAUAGCACGAUUCCGAAUGAACUGCCAAUCGUAGAGCAAAUUGCGGUAUUGCAUCGCCUUGAUCAUUCCAUUCACACAAUGCGCCUGUGGGCUGCUGCGAAAUCGAAGACACUUUGCAUCGAUUGGUGUAUGGAUAUGUUUUUCAAAGUGGUGCACAAUGAUAUCAACCAGUGUUUGGAGCAAAUCAAAUUACUCAGAACACCUGAUCUCGUUGCACCGGAUUUAUUCGAGGUGGAAAUUCAAGUGAAUGUUGCUCUUCGUGCAAAACUGAUCUCUGAAGUCAAAGUGAACAUUUGCAAACUGAAGCUCACUUCCAGCGAGUGCAUAGAAGUUUUGGCGGCAGUUUGUAAGAUGCUCAGUUUGGCCACUCUUAGCUUGUGCUUUCCGAAAUCACAAUUCUGGCAAAGUAACCUCCUUCAAGAGGGCGCUAAUGAUUAUGUUAAUAAAUUUUUAACCGAUGUGUAUUUGCCGGUGGUAAAGGCAACAGAUGUCCUAGAGAUACUCAAUUUAAUCCUACGAAUCAUGUGCGAAGCAUGGCUUGAUCAUAUUUACACGCAAAAAAUUAAAUUCAGUCGAGAAGGUGCUUUGAAUCUGUUGCGUGAUUUCGAAGGUGUUUCCGAAUGGAUAAUAGCAUGCAAAGAUAUUCAACCAGAACAUGUCGAUAUUUUGGCUAAACAUGAGGUGCUUCGAACGUGUGAGGGAGUUGGCAAAAUUUUGCUGCGUAAACCAUUUGAAAUCAUACCGAUGACUGAGCAAUUGCCCUACACACCAAGAGUACAGCCACAAAAACCAAGCGAGCCGGAGGGUGAAACACUACUGCCACCAGAAAUGUUUGUACCAAAUCAAAUUCGAUGGCUGGAACUGCGAGCAAGGAAUAGAAAUCGACUCAAUUCAAUAAUGUGCAUUUGUGCCGGUCGACCGUGCAUAACUUAGAAAUCAGAAGAGAAGAAAAAUUUCUGCUGGUGUCAACAU